UUCUUUACCCCUUAUUUGAGAGUUGAGACGCUAGUCUUCCCUCCUCGCAAAGGCUGUGCAUUUACUAGGGACAGAAUAAUAGCAGUAUAGUUAGGGCUUCCUUGUGACUUGUGAGUGACAACUUGAGAGUGAGGACGCAGCAUCAGCAGCCAUGGCCAGCACCAAAGUUCAGAGGAUCAUGACUCAACCCAUAAAUCUUAUUUUCAGGUUUCUUCAAAGCAAAGCUCGGAUAGAGAUUUGGCUUUUUGAGCAGAAGGAUUUGCGCAUUGAAGGCCGUAUUAUUGGGUUUGACGAGUACAUGAACUUGGUUUUGGAUGAGGCUGAAGAAGUCAACGUAAAAAAGAAGAGCAGAAAGUCCUUAGGGCGUAUUCUACUGAAAGGGGACAAUAUAACUCUGAUGAUGAAUACGGGAAAAUGAUGAGCAGUCAGCAGUGGCAUCUCUUCAAUAGUCAAAGAUGUUAAGAAAAUCUCUUCAAUAUUCCUUGUGAUAGGGAAGUUUUGCGAAAACUCAAAACAUGUUUAACUUGCUACUUUGAAUUGCUUUCUACUUGUACGCAUGUCAAUCUAACUUGAAACUUUUUUAAUACAUGCAACGAAUGUGCACUGUGGUUGACAA
Alnus glutinosa is the source of this 616-nucleotide messenger RNA. RefSeq lists its product as uncharacterized. The record is from RefSeq and is a predicted model, not a curated record. Lineage: Eukaryota; Viridiplantae; Streptophyta; Magnoliopsida; Fagales; Betulaceae. Gene Ontology annotation, cellular component: U5 snRNP; U2 snRNP; precatalytic spliceosome. Bases 152 to 418 code for a protein of 88 amino acids. The transcript is spliced from 6 exons. Gene Ontology annotation, biological process: spliceosomal snRNP assembly; mRNA splicing, via spliceosome. Gene Ontology annotation, molecular function: RNA binding.